Molecule: messenger RNA, 3144 nt
Organism: Metarhizium album ARSEF 1941
Lineage: Eukaryota; Fungi; Ascomycota; Sordariomycetes; Hypocreales; Clavicipitaceae
Product: calcium-transporting ATPase type 2C member 1
Exons: 4
Coding region: 1-3144 (1047 amino acids)
Biological process (GO): manganese ion transport; intracellular calcium ion homeostasis; calcium ion transmembrane transport
Cellular component (GO): Golgi membrane; endoplasmic reticulum; plasma membrane
Molecular function (GO): P-type calcium transporter activity; ATP hydrolysis activity; ATP binding
Source: RefSeq, a predicted model, not a curated record
AUGGAAUUGCCCACCUUGGAUUCGUCCCAGAACGGCAGGCUAGUUCAAUCGCAACAUGCCCGGACCUCUUCAUCGCAUGCCAGAAGUGUCGCGGAUGAAUUCUCCUACAUGACGCCUAGCGAAACCGGUGCCCGCUUACGAACGUCGUUAACACACGGGCUCACUGCUACCGAUGCCCUCACCCGGCUGGGUGAAUAUGGCCCGAAUGAAAUUCCUCAUGAUGAACCAGAGCCGCUUUGGCUGCGGUUUGUGAAACAAUUUCAAGAGCCGCUCAUUAUCCUGCUGCUCGUGUCCGCAGGCAUGUCUGUCUUGUUAGGCAACUUGGACGAUGCAGUGAGCAUCACCAUCGCUGUCACAAUCGUAGUGACUGUUGGGUUUAUCCAAGAAUACCGGUCCGAAAAGUCAAUUGAGGCUCUUAACCACUUGGUUCCAAACCACGCUCAUCUGGUACGCGGGGGAUCUACCAAAACAUCAGCGACCACGCCUAAGUCACCGGCCUGGCCACCGCCAUCCGACGACCCUGGCUCAACAGGCAGCUCUGGAUCGAAGACACCAGCGGAGGAUGCUAUGGAUGCUGUAUCAACCAAGGUCAUGGCCGGGCAGCUUGUUCCUGGAGACUUGGUGCUGUUUACAACCGGCGACCGGAUCCCCGCAGAUGUUCGUGUGACCAAGGCAACCGAUUUGACAAUAGAUGCCUCCAACUUGACAGGUGAGACGGAACCGGUCCGAGUCACGGCUGAGGCGCGAACAAGAAAAGUCAACAUCCACGGAUUGAAUCACCUGCAGCUUCCUCAGCCGCCAGCGCUUGGAUCCGGGGGACAUCAUGGAGAUUCCGACAGUGACACACACAACAUUGCAUUCAUGGGAACUUUGGUCACAUCUGGCCACGGCCGGGGCAUUGUGUUUGCAACAGGAGGGAGCACACAUUUUGGUACAAUAGCUACCAGCGUAUCUGGUACGGAAAGCCCUCGCUCGCCACUCCAAUUGUCCAUGGACGAACUUGGUACCCAACUCAGUAAGGCAUCUUUCGUUGUCAUUGGCCUAAUCUCGUUAAUCGGGUGGUUGCAAGGCAAGAACUUGUUGGAAAUCUUCACAAUAUCCAUUUCACUUGCUGUAGCGGCGAUUCCAGAAGGCCUUCCAAUUAUUGUAACCGUCACUCUAGCACUGGGUGUCCACAGAAUGGCAAGACACAACGCCAUUGUUCGGAGAAUGCCCAAAGUUGAGACUCUUGGCUCUGUCAAUGUAGUUUGUACCGACAAGACCGGCACGCUGACUACAAAUCAUAUGACAGCGUCCGAGAUGUGGUAUUUUGGAGCCGGAGACCCAGUCGAUAUUGCCUCUGACACCGACUCCAUGGAUGAUAAGAGUACGCCUACACACUUGAGAAUUUUGCGCAUCGGAAAUAUCGCCAAUAAUGCACGCCUUGCACAAAAGUACACCGAGAGUGGUGCCGCUGCUUCUGCCGUUUUGUCCUCAACGCUGGGCCGUGGGCACGUGGCCACGAACACGAGAUGGGUCGGCCAACCCACGGAUGUGGCUAUGUUGGAUAUGCUUGAUAAGUUCAAGGAGCACGACAUUCGCAACUCCAUAGGACCGCGGGUAUCGGAAACGCCGUUCAGUUCUGAGAGAAAAUGGAUGGGCGUGACCAUCGGCUCUGAUUUGAAGGGAGAAAAAGAAUACGCAUAUAUGAAAGGUUCAGUGGAAAAGGUUCUUGCUGCGUGCGGCACCUACUUGGACAAUGACGGACGAGAGAUUGUUCUUGACUCGGCUAGACGUCAAGAGGCUCUAGCAGCAGCUGAAAGAAUGGCAGUGAAGGGUCUCCGAGUUCUGGCCUUUGCCAGUGGUGCUGUUGUGUCCAAGUCUUCCAAGGGAAGAGCGGGGCAGGGCACUUCGCGUACAGGAACCCCCGACCUCGAAAACAGCACCAAUUCAGUCCUAGGGGGCAAUGAAGACGUUUAUAGAGACUUGGUGUUUGCCGGCUUGGUGGGUAUGAGUGAUCCACCAAGACCUGGGGUCAGCCGUUCCCUCAAGAGGCUUAUGCGCGGCGGAGUCAAGGUUAUAAUGAUCACUGGUGAUGCUGAAACCACAGCCCUUGCCAUUGGCAAGCAACUGGGCAUGAGUAUCGCAGUGGCUAGCGAACAUUCGAGCAGCCAGAGCACCGUGCGGCCGGUCCUUCUCGGAGAAGACGUCGACAACAUGUCGGAAGAGGACUUGGCUUUGGCUAUGCAACACACCACUAUUUUUGCCAGAACGAAUCCGGACCACAAAAUGAAGAUCAUCAGGGCUUUGCAAUGUCGUGGGGAUAUCGUUGCCAUGACUGGAGAUGGAGUCAACGACGCUCCCGCCUUGAAGAAGGCCGAUAUCGGUAUUUCGAUGGGCCGCCAUGGGACUGAUGUCGCUAAGGAGGCCGCAGAUAUGAUACUCACAGACGAUGAUUUUUCGACGAUUCUGCGCGCAAUUGAAGAAGGCAAGGGCAUUUUUAACAACAUUCAAAACUUCCUCACCUUUCAGCUAAGCACCAGUGCCGCCAGCCUAUCACUUGUACUCUUGUGUACCUUUUUUGGCUUCAAAACUCCUCUGAACGCGAUGCAAAUUUUGUGGAUUAAUAUUAUCAUGGACGGACCCCCAGCUCAGUCGCUGGGUGUUGAGAAAGUCGACCCCGAUGUGAUGAAUCGGCCUCCACGAAGACGGAAUGAUGCGGUACUUACCAAGGCGGUUCUCACGCGCGUCCUGACAUCGGCCACCAUCAUCAUGUUCGGCACCAUGCUAAUUUACAGGCACGAGAUGCUGGGCGAUGGGCAAGUAACACGGCGCGACACAACCAUGACAUUUACGUGCUUCGUCUUCUUCGACAUGUUCAACGCACUCAGCUGCCGAUCGGAGGCAAAAUCUGUUUUACGGGGCGAGAUGGGUCUAUUCGCCAACAGCUUAUUCAAUUGGGCGGUGUCACUCAGCGUCGUCUGCCAGCUGUUGGUCAUAUACGUGCCUUGGCUUCAGGAAGUCUUCCAGACGGAGGCGAUAGGACUCGGCGACCUUUUCAGGCUCAUUGUUCUUUGUAGCUCAGUCUUCUGGGUGGACGAACUGCGCAAAUACCUCAAGUACGGUAAGCGGCGUCUGGGCAGCGGAUACAGUCAAGCUGUGUGA